AUGUUCGUCUACAAGCGAGAUGGACGCAAGGAACGCGUGCAGUUCGACAAGAUCACAGCUCGUGUCUCGAGAUUGUGCUAUGGCCUCGAUCCAGAGCAUGUUGAUGCAGCCGCCAUCACCCAAAAGGUCAUCUCUGGUGUCUAUCAAGGCGUGACCACCAUCGAACUCGACAAUCUUGCCGCAGAGACCGCGGCAUACAUGACAGUCACCCACCCCGACUAUGCCAUCCUGGCAGCACGUAUUGCCGUCUCAAACCUCCACAAGCAGACCAAGAAGCAGUUCUCUGCCGUCAUCUCAGACCUCUAUCACUAUACCAACCCCAAGAACAACAAAUUCUCCCCCAUGAUCUCCAAAGAGACGUACGAAUGCGUCAUGAGACACGCUGAUGAACUCAACUCGGCCAUAGUCUAUGACCGGGACUUCAACUACCAAUACUUUGGCUUUAAGACGUUGGAGAAAUCAUACCUGCUCAAGAUUGGCAAGCAAGUCGCCGAACGACCACAGCAUAUGAUCAUGCGUGUGGCUGUGGGCAUCCACGGCGACGAUAUUGAGAAGGCCAUCGAGACAUACAAUCUCAUGUCCCAGAAGUGCUUCACUCAUGCGUCCCCGACACUCUUCAAUGCUGGAACUCCACAGCCCCAGCUGUCCUCUUGCUUCUUGAUCGACAUGAAGGAGGACAGCAUCGAGGGUAUCUACGACACUCUCAAGACGUGUGCCAUGAUCUCCAAGACAGCUGGUGGUAUUGGCCUCAAUGCUCACUGCAUUCGUGCAACCGGAUCCUAUAUUGCAGGAACCAAUGGCACCUCAAAUGGCCUCAUUCCCAUGCUCCGUGUGUUCAACAACACGGCCCGCUACGUCGACCAGGGCGGCAACAAGCGACCGGGCGCUUUCGCCAUCUACUUGGAGCCCUGGCACGCUGAUGUCUUCGAGUUCUUGAACCUAAGAAAGAACCACGGCAAGGAGGAAGUCCGAGCUCGUGACUUGUUCUAUGCUAUGUGGACUCCCGACUUGUUCAUGGAGCGUGUCGAGAAGAACCAGGAAUGGACUCUUUUCUGCCCUCAUGAAGCUCCAGGGCUUGCCGAUGUGUACGGCGACGACUUCAAGGAGCUCUACGAGAGAUACGAAAAGGAGGGCCGUGGCCGUCAGACAGUCAAGGCCCAGAAGCUGUGGUAUGCCAUCCUUGAGGCUCAGACUGAGACGGGUACUCCCUACAUGCUCUACAAGGAUGCUUGCAACAGGAAGAGCAACCAGAAGAACUUGGGAACCAUUCGAAGCUCCAAUCUCUGCACCGAGAUUGUCGAGUACACAGCCCCGGAUGAGGUUGCUGUCUGCAAUCUGGCUUCUCUGGCUCUUCCAACCUUUGUCGAUCAAGCCCGUGGCGAGUAUGACUUCGGCCGCCUCCACGAGGUCACUCAAGUGGUCACCCGCAAUUUGAACAAGAUCAUCGACAUCAACUACUACCCUGUGCCAGAGGCCAAGAAGAGCAACAUGCGACACCGUCCUAUUGGUCUUGGUGUUCAAGGUCUUGCAGAUGCAUUCCUUGCCCUGCGUCUGCCCUUUGACUCUCCAGAGGCUCGACAACUCAACAUCCAGAUCUUUGAGACCAUUUACCAUGCUGCUCUCACUGCUUCAUGCGAGCUUGCAAGGGAGCAAGGCGCCUAUGAAACAUACGAGGGGAGCCCAGUCUCCCAAGGCAUUCUCCAAUACGACAUGUGGAAUGUCACUCCUUCCGACCUGUGGGACUGGGACUCACUGAAGGCCGACAUUGCCAAAUACGGGGUUCGCAACUCUCUGCUUGUUGCUCCCAUGCCUACCGCGUCAACCUCGCAGAUUCUUGGCAACAACGAAUGCUUCGAGCCAUAUACUUCCAACAUCUACUCCCGUCGUGUCCUGGCUGGUGAGUUUCAGGUCGUCAACCCAUGGCUCUUGAAGGACCUGGUCGACCUUGGCCUCUGGUCAGACAACAUGAAGAACCGUAUCAUCGCCGAUGGUGGUUCAGUUCAGAACAUCCCCAACAUCCCUGCUGACAUCAAGGCGUUGUACAAGACUGUCUGGGAAAUCAGCCAACGGACAAUCCUUCAAAUGGCGGCAGACCGGGGUGCCUUCAUCGACCAGUCCCAAUCUCUGAACAUCCACUUGAAGGAACCGACCAUGGGCAAAAUCACAUCCAUGCACUUUGCUGGCUGGAAGAUGGGUCUCAAGACCGGCAUGUACUACCUCCGCACCAUGGCUGCCACACAACCCAUUCAAUUCACUGUCGACCAAGAACAACUCAAGGUGGCCGAUACGAACAUUGCCCGCGAACGUUCUGGACCCAAGAAACGCACAUCCGUUGGCUUCAGCAGCAGUGUGUCAAACUACAACUCCAUCCCCAGGCCGAUGUAUCAGUCCAAGUCUUCCAACCUAGGCGGCAACAACACCGCGUCUAUUAAUGGCAUUCCAACGCCGACAUCAACUCCGCCAGCCGUCAGUGACGACAACAAGCAGAUUGGCUCGGUGGCCCACAAGCUCGCAAAGACACGCCUCAGCGAAGGCGAGUCGAGUACUGAGGUUUCACCCCGGAUUCUUGCCACAGACGCAACUUCGAGCCCGCCGGACGCUAUUGCAGAGGAAAGUCUGGAAAGCAGAUCGAAGGGCGAGCAGGAAGAAGACAAGGAGAGUGAGAACGGAGAAAGAGAAGAGGACAUUUAUGCCCAGAAAGUGCUUGCCUGUGAGUAUACCCUGUCACUUUUCCGUUAA
Messenger RNA from Cladophialophora carrionii CBS 160.54, 2739 nucleotides. Its product is annotated as ribonucleoside-diphosphate reductase large chain. Gene Ontology annotation, molecular function: ribonucleoside-diphosphate reductase activity, thioredoxin disulfide as acceptor; ATP binding. Lineage: Eukaryota; Fungi; Ascomycota; Eurotiomycetes; Chaetothyriales; Herpotrichiellaceae. Bases 1 to 2739 code for a protein of 912 amino acids. The transcript is spliced from 3 exons. The record is from RefSeq and is a predicted model, not a curated record. Gene Ontology annotation, biological process: deoxyribonucleotide biosynthetic process; DNA replication. Gene Ontology annotation, cellular component: ribonucleoside-diphosphate reductase complex.